Molecule: messenger RNA, 1804 nt
Organism: Papaver somniferum (opium poppy)
Lineage: Eukaryota; Viridiplantae; Streptophyta; Magnoliopsida; Ranunculales; Papaveraceae
Product: cytochrome P450 87A3-like
Exons: 8
Coding region: 901-1668 (255 amino acids)
Biological process (GO): sterol metabolic process
Molecular function (GO): iron ion binding; monooxygenase activity; heme binding
Source: RefSeq, a predicted model, not a curated record
UUAUUGUUCGUUUUUUUGAACGUAUUUGGUUUUGCUUUUUCUUUUACAUUCUUCCUAAGAAGAUACAAUAAACGUAUUCGGCAAGAUUAUUUUCAAAAAUUAUAUGCUAUUAUCAUUGGAUAUCAACAUUUACAUAGGGUGAUGGUAACUUUACAGAAAGAUGCUGAAAUACGACUUAUUGCGAUCAAUUCAAAUCUCUUAAAUUAAUUUAUGCAUUCGGUUGUCAUUGUCUACGGUGGAUAUAUACAUUGCUGAUUGCUCCGUUGGUUUUCAAGCUUCACCUAUUGUAAUGGAUAACUAGGUACAAAAAUGAGAAGGCAUUUGAACUUGGUGUAUCAGUUAAACAGAAACUUUAAUAAUUAAUGGAAGGUACAAAACAGGGAUUGGUUCUGCUCCCACAUAAGAUCUAUUUUUAGAUCUUAUGUUGAAAAAAAAGAAUUGUGAAAUUCAUACGAUGGUUAUACAAGAAAAGAGCUAUAUGUGAAGGAAAAAAAUGAUGAGUAAUGCAUGGAAAGAAAAAGAACCGAAUGAGGAUUCAUCAUUAUGAUUUACGGUAUUGUAUGCGACAUUUUGAGGGCAGAUUCAUCCUUAAUUAUGAGAUCGUAUGCAGUUGUGUCAUUAAACGACACUAUCGGGCAACAUGAGACAAUUAGUCUGAACUACCUAUAUUUUCAAGCAGACAUCCAUGCAUAUUUAAACGUGAUUUUUAGAUAAUAUGUAUUGAUCGAUGGUAUUGUUAGCCGAAGAUUAUAGAUAGCUUUACGCACCGGGUUAGGGGCUUGUAUAAAUAAUAUACCUAGUCAAAUGCAAGGGGUGAGACUUGAACCCAAAUCUAUAGUGUGGAGUCCAAAAUAAUACCACCACACUAUUUCUCUAAGUUUGAUAUAAUAUUACAAAACAAUGUUUUUAAAUAUAUAUAUUUCCCAACAGUUUAUAAGAGAGCAGUUUAUAAGAGAGGGUCUAAGUGCAUACAUUCACAAGUAUCUUAAAAACCUAAUACCCAAUCACGUUGGCAGUGAAAGCUUGAAAGAGAAGUUGCUCUCUAAAAUUAAAUUGAUAGUCGAUCAAGCUUUAAAUUCUUGGUCCACUCAAUCUUUCGUCGAAGUAAAAGAGUGCACUGCUAUUAUGGUUAUCGAGUUGGUAUUCAAGGAACAAUUAGGUUACGACUCUACUAAGUCUAGACAUGAUUUAGUUAAGAUGCUGUCCGAAUUCGUAAAAGGUCUAAUGAGCAUUCCUCUUAAUGUACCCGGUACUACUUUCCAUCGAUGUAUGAAGAAUCAAAAGAAAGUGUUGCAACUAAUGAAGGACAUCCUACGCGAGAGACAAAACUCAACCGAAGAACCCAAAGCGGAUUUUCUAGAUCAACUCAUCGAUGAUGUUAAAAAGGAAGAAUUCAUGAGCGAGGAAUUGGCAGCAAUGAUUGCACCUGUUUUUGCUAGCUUUGAAACAGUUUCUACAACUUUCAGAGUUGCUAUGAUGUCUCCAACAGACCAGCAGGGGCCUUUGGUUGCGAAGGAACUACUGGAUGAGCAUCAAAUAAUUGUUAGUAGCAGAGAAAAUGUUGAUUCUCCACUUACAGGGCAAGAAUACAAAUCAAUGACUUUUACGUCUCAGGUAACACUUAGGAUGACAAAUAGUCUACAAGGGGAUAGUAAGAAAGGGAAAUAAAGAUGUACAUGUAAAUCACAAAAUUGGUUAAAAAGACCAAAAUCAAAAAUUCCUGGGUGAAAUGGACAGUUAGAUUUUGAUACUGUUUAAAUGGAUAAAAAUGUAAAAAUAGGCAGGAUGUAACCAGUUUCAUCGU